GUUUAGUUUUGGACUCAGCUUUUGUUGAGAGCUGCAAUAAAAAGCAACAGGCCUGAAUUGAGUUGAAGUCGAGUUUCACUUUUAGCUUUUGGCAGAAGCGUCAAGGGCAGAUAGAUAGCAUCGACAAUAGAAUUAGACGAACGAAACCAGCUGUUAAUGCUGCUAAAUAAAACUAAUUCCCGCACAAUGCAAUCGAGUAAAAUACUAUUGCCUCAUUGGAGGAAGUUUAAUCAACUAAAAAUUACCAGAACUUUGGCAAUCAACAAUAGAAAAUUAAGUGCUAACUAUUCUGCACCAUUGUUGACAAACGAAACUUUCACUUUAAGGCUACAGCAGCAGCAACAACAACAACAAAUUAAUUAUCAACAAAUACCACAGAGAUGGGCGACAACAUCAGCCAAACCAUCACCUCCGAAGCAUGAUUGGAAUAGGGCCGUAAGCGAAGCAGAACGUAUUGUGGGAUAUCCAACUUCCUUUCUAAGUCUGCGAUGGCUACUCAGCGAUGAAAUUGCCAAUGUGGCCCUGUAUUUGCGAAAAUUGGUUGGUAGCACUCAUCCUCUCUUGAAGACGGCUAAAGGACUUUUGUAUAAUGGCAAAAAUACCAUGCAAGCUUGGGGUUUAAUUGUACUGCUGAUUUCUAAGGCUGCUGGUCAUGCACCAUCCGUACCCGACAUGGAACAGGAUAAAAGUGCAGGUGUCUUGCACAGUCAAAGAGCUUUGGUUGAGGUAACAGAAAUGAUACGAAUUUCUCACCUGAUACACAAUAGCCUAGUCAAUUUGCAAAGAUCUACCAAGGCUGGUCAGGAUUCCACAACAUAUGAUGACAUGACUUUUGGGAAUAAGAUUGGUCUUCUUAUAGGCGAUUACCUGUUAAGUCAUUCAAGUAUGGAAUUGGCCAGUUUAAAAAAUCAAAUUGUGGUAGGACUUAUUUCUUCAACUGUCAGAGACUUUUCGGAAUCCGAGUUUAUUGGGGAGCGUGAUGAGCAAAAUAAUCCUUUGCCUUCCAAGCCAGGCACUGUAUAUCAACAGACCAAUAGCCCAGCCUGCACUGCCGAUGUCGACUAUGAUGCUGAAGACAUACUUAAACCCAUGAAUAUAACACAAUUCAUAGGCAAGCCAGAAAAGGAGUGGGAAGCUCGUAAUAUGUUAAAUGUUGGUAGCUUGCUGGGUAAAUCUUGUCUGGCCUCGUUGCGGCUAGCCGAGCAGAGCGAGGAAUUACAAAAGAAAGCCUAUCUGUUUGGCAAGCACUUGUCGUUAGCAUGGCAGGCAUGUUUGGAUGCGGAACCCUUUCAGCUAACUUCUCUUCCAUAUGAUACCUCCUUCAGUCUAGUAAGCGCUCCCGUUUUAUUCCACUUAGAGUAUGAUCCCAAACUUUACGAUGAAAUUGAAAAGGGCAAAGUUAGUGUGGAUAACGUUGAUUACGUCAAAAUACACCAGGCAAUUUUGCAGGGCCCUGGCUUGGAGAAAACAAAACAACUGCAACGCAAGCACACGACGGCGGCACUUCACGUUUUAGAAAGUUUUCCAAACAAUGAUGCCAGAACGGCGUUGGAAAACAUAAUAUUAGCCAUGCAGGAUUUGUAGGCAACAUAUAAUAAGUUAACAGGUAGCUAUUGCUCGAAAUAUUUUUAGCUACAUUAAAAGUCCUAAUUAUCGAUUAUGCUGGCCUGGUAAUGUACUUGUGUACCAAUUCGAAAUAACGUAUGAAGCAUCACUCUAGAGGCUUUUUGUUAAACUAAGUCCAUGGCAAAGCAAGAAAAUGUGUUUGUUAGGAGCUUUAAAGUUCUUACCAUUGAUUGUUGGGAUAUUUUUUAAUAAUUCAGCGGCAUAAUUUCUUUCUUAUUACCCAAGCAACAUAUUAAUUUUUAAAAUAGGUCACAUGAGUGGAGUUUAAUACAACAGAGAAAUGCAGUGUGUCUUAGCUACAAAUUCAAAAUGUAUUUAUUGACAGCUCUAGUUUAAGAAUAUGUUACUAAGUUUUAAAUUUUUUUUUGAUAUUACUGUGUAUAUCAACUUUGGUUUACGUUAAAUAUUUUUGUAUUAAAAUUCUAAACAUUUUUCUAGUUAAGUGUACAACAAAAAUUAUCUACAUAUAUACAUACAAGUUUAAAGUACAUAUACAAAUGCAAUCUAUUAGUUUAUA
Messenger RNA from Stomoxys calcitrans (stable fly), 2143 nucleotides. It is a transcript of the gene Pdss2, whose product is annotated as all trans-polyprenyl-diphosphate synthase PDSS2. Gene Ontology annotation, biological process: isoprenoid biosynthetic process; ubiquinone biosynthetic process. Gene Ontology annotation, cellular component: transferase complex; mitochondrion. The transcript has 4 exons. The record is from RefSeq and is a predicted model, not a curated record. Bases 157 to 1584 code for a protein of 475 amino acids. Lineage: Eukaryota; Metazoa; Arthropoda; Insecta; Diptera; Muscidae. Gene Ontology annotation, molecular function: prenyltransferase activity.